CCUCUAAGCCCUCUCUCCCACUCCACUCCACUCCACCCACUCGUUCUCUCCCCACCAUAUACUAUCCAUAUCAUAAAUUUCUCUCUCUCUCUCUCUCUCUCUCUCUCUCCUUGAACCUCAAAAGAAAAGCCAGCCAGGCAUAGUAAACCACAUGUAUUUGGUAUAUGUGUAUAGGUCUCUCACUUUCUACACAUGUUAUACAGAUACAUGUGUAUGUACAAAGCAUCAAGAAAAGUAAGAAAAAUGAAUGAUGUUUGUUAACCUCUCACCUUCCACUCUAUCUUUCCUUCAAUCCAACUCUACUCCAAACCCAUUCUCUCUCUCUCUCUCUCUCUCUCUCUCUCUCAAACCCCAGUUCCUCAAUCACUCCCCACUCUAAAAACCCACCCACCUACCCAUCUUAACUCAGUCCAUUAAUUUCCUUUUUUCUUGCAAACCAACAGAAAUCACCUCUCCACACAUUACACAUACGCUCAACUAGUAUUUUAAGUAAAUUGCAUUUCUUGGGGGAAAAUCAUAUCAAAGUAUGACUGAAAUACUUCAAUCGUCCCCAUCUCAGUUUCCUUCAUCUCCAAGCACCACACCAAACGAUGGGACCCCCCAUCUCAACCAAAGCCCCCUUUUUAACAGCCCAAAUUUGUACUCUGUAACCGUAUACGAUACAGAGGAAGAAGAAGGGGGUAGUAGUAGAGGAGAGAGAAAGGGGAGAGAGAAAGAGGAGAGGGAUCAUCAGCUGUCGUUGUUGGAAGUUUUUGUGACUGUUUUUAGGAAAUCAUUGAUUGGUUGUCGGAGUGAGAGUGCUGAUCAGGAUUUCACUUCUUGUUCUUCUAGUUCUUGUUAUUCUUUUUCUUCUGCUUCAAUGGAGAUUGGGUGCCCAACGAAUGUGCGACAUGUUGCGCACGUGACGUUUGAUAGGUUCAAUGGGUUUCUUGGGCUUCCUGUUGAGUUUGAGCCUGAAGUCCCUAGGAGGCCUCCCAGUGCCAGUACAAGUGUUUUCGGAGUGUCAACAGAGUCUAUGCAGCUUUCAUUUGACUCCAGAGGAAAUAGCGUGCCUACGAUUCUUCUGAUGAUGCAAAGACACUUGUAUACACGAGGAGGACUGCAGGCGGAGGGAAUCUUCAGAAUUACUGCUGAGAAUAGCGAAGAAGAGUAUGUUAGGGAGCAAUUGAAUACGGGUGUGGUGCCAGAUGAUGUUGAUGUGCACUGCUUGGCAGGUCUUAUAAAGGCUUGGUUUCGAGAACUCCCGAAUGGGCUGUUGGAUUCUAUCCCCCCGGAGGAGGUAAUGCAAGCCCAGUCAGAAGAGGACUGUUGUCAGCUUGUGAGGCGCCUUCCACCAACAGAAGCUUCUCUUCUGGAUUGGGCUAUAAACCUUAUGGCCGAUGUUGCUCAGCUGGAACAUCUAAACAAAAUGAAUGCACAUAAUGUUGCUAUGGUGUUUGCACCAAACAUGACCCAGAUGGCAGAUCCUUUGACAGCAUUAAUGCACGCAGUCCAAGUGAUGAAUUUUCUCAAAACUCUGAUUGUCCUGACACUAAGAGAAAGGGAAGACUCUAUACUCGAACAAGCUCUUCUCACCCAAACAGAUCCAUCUGAUGAUAACGAGCACCAUCGCCACAGCUUUUUACAACCCAUAUUUGAGGAACCCAAUGAGGUGAAUGAAGAGGAGCACCUCUUUAUAACCCAUGAACCCUUCUCGGAAAGCCCUUUGUGCCCUAAUAUUAUUGAUGACGAGUCAAAAAUUGAAAAUGAAGUAGAUAGUUUUCUAACCUCCAUUGAGAAUAUCAUUCCUGGUGGGAAGGGGCAUUUGGUUCCAAAUCAAGUGGAAAUCAUGAUAAAUAGACUUGAAGAAGGUGGAUCUAGCUGCCAAAGUCAAGGGGCUCAACAAAACCCUCAGAAGAAGAAAAUUGGUCAUUCAAGUAGUUCAAGUCUCAAGAAAGGACCCAAAAGAAUUGAUGACCGAUUGGUGGCGGCUCAGGCCGUGAGGAAAAUGGAGAGGAACAAAGGAUCCACCAUUGUUAGCCGUCUAAAUUCUAGAAACGAGAGGGUUGAGGCUUGGCGGUGAAGGGUGUUGAUGGAAGCUGUUUUUUCCUGGGUCUGGAGUGGGGUAUUUACUCACUGUUUGAACAGUCGGAGUAUUUUAUUUUUGUUAAUUGGGCGAUAUUGUGUAUGAAUUCAUUCAUGUUAUUUUUCUUCAUUAUGUUUCUGAGUGGAGUUGGUUUAACUUUCUGGUUUCAAAGUGAACAAA
Messenger RNA from Rhododendron vialii, 2245 nucleotides. Its product is annotated as rho GTPase-activating protein 5-like. Gene Ontology annotation, biological process: signal transduction. Gene Ontology annotation, molecular function: GTPase activator activity. The record is from RefSeq and is a predicted model, not a curated record. The transcript is spliced from 5 exons. Bases 527 to 2062 code for a protein of 511 amino acids. NCBI's taxonomy places the organism in Eukaryota, Viridiplantae, Streptophyta, Magnoliopsida, Ericales, Ericaceae.